Andrographis paniculata is the source of this 585-nucleotide messenger RNA. RefSeq lists its product as uncharacterized. The record is from RefSeq and is a predicted model, not a curated record. The coding region runs from base 109 to 432 and encodes 107 amino acids. Lineage: Eukaryota; Viridiplantae; Streptophyta; Magnoliopsida; Lamiales; Acanthaceae. The transcript has 2 exons.
CUCCCUCUCCAUCUCCAUCCCCAUCUCUAUAUAAACCCCACAACCCUCUUUCCAAAAAUCAAGCAACAAUUAAUAUACUGAAUACAGUGUAAUAAGAAAACAGGGGACAUGAUGGAUGGAGUUUUCUCGACAGAGGGUUUCAUGGCAGUUUUUGCAGUUACAGGGAGCGUUGCUUUGCUGUCGAUGCAGGCACACAGACGCCUGCUCUCUGAUUUCAUCUCAAAAUUGGAUUCUCAGAUCAUCCACAUUAAUGGUGGCGUGACAAAUGAGCCAAAGAAGAAGGUCAGAUUUGCCGGCGAGAUACCCUACGUGAGAGACCAUCCGGCGGCUGCCGCCGCCGCCGGAAAAAUUGAAGAAAGUUUGGAGGGGAUGCCGGAAAAUUGGCAGGUGCUGUACAAAGGGAUCUUGAAGCAUAGGAAUCGUAGGUUGUAAUACUGUCGACGACUUUAUGUAAUUAUUACGAUAGCCAGUAAUUUUUUUUAUUAUUAUUAUUAUUUUUUAAAGUUUUAGUUACAAAAUAAGCAGAAAUAUGUAAAUUAUGGACCUUUUAUUUUUAUAUUGGAUAUAAAAGUUUGGGCAUUAAAA